Molecule: messenger RNA, 4576 nt
Organism: Apodemus sylvaticus (European woodmouse)
Lineage: Eukaryota; Metazoa; Chordata; Mammalia; Rodentia; Muridae
Gene: Helb
Product: DNA helicase B
Exons: 13
Coding region: 102-3362 (1086 amino acids)
Source: RefSeq, a predicted model, not a curated record
GCUGACCCGCUCACCCUGGCCGAGUUGAUUGGUUGCAGUUUCCGAGACCGCGCGUGGUUUCAUAGAGUUGUUUUGGGCUGAGUUCGCCAAGAAGAUAGACGAUGGCUAUGCAGGGUCUUCUGCGCGAGCUGCUGGGCCCUCUGCACCCACAUAAGAGCGACGACGAGGAGGAGGACUGUGCGCAGGAGGAGGAAGAGGAGGAUCAGGACUCGGAGUUUGUGGAUGCCGAGGAGCUCUGCAGCGGGGGCAUCAAGGCGGGCAGCCUCCCUGGGCGCAUGCGAGUGUCUAUUCCCGAUGAAAAUACCAAAGAGAAAUGUACCGUGUAUGGACGCUUCCCACUCAAAGGUCCGUGGUGGCGCGUGAGGGUCCAGGUGGUGAGACCUGCGCGAUCCAGGAGCUAUCAAGUUCAAGGCUUCCCGUCCUACUUUCUACAAGCCGAUAUGUCGCCACCAGGUCAAAAACAGAUCUGUUCGCUUUUUCUGAAAGAAUGUGGCUUAGCCACUGAGCGCAUACAGGAAUUUUUAAAAUGGGUCGAUGGCGUGUCUGGCUUUGAAAACCUAAACUUCGGAAAUCUUCAGGAAACGUUAAGAAGUUUCUACAGAGAAUUCGAAAAGAAAGAGAAAAGGCCGUCUACACAGAAUGGGCAGAAUGCCGAGCUGAAACUAGAAAAGUCAUUCCCGUUUAUAAGCGCAAUGACAGCUUUGCAGUUCCCCAAAGUCAUGGAAUUCCUUCCAAGGCUUCUUCCUCGACACUUCAAAAGGCUGCUCAGCUCGUGUUCUGAAUGGGUGCUGGGACGCAUAGAAGAGAUUCUGGAGACACAGCCGUGGAAGCUUGGCUUCAGGAAGAUAACCUACGCAGAGCUAAACCUGCUUCGCUGUGAGGCCAGUUGGAAGGCAUUCAGUCAGUGCCCCUCGCUGCUCACGCUGAUGACUGCCCUGCAGAAGAAUGCAUUGGCCAUCUAUUCUAAGCUGAGGGAGACAUGCAGAGAAGACGGGCACACGUAUGUUGAAGUCAAAGACUUGACCUUGGGCUUGUCAGAGCAUAUGUCCUUCCAAGAAGCAUGUGAGUCUCUGGCGUUUCUGAGGGACAUUGAAGUGGUCACCUAUGAGAAGGACUGUGUCUUUCUUCACGAACUGUACGAGGCCGAGCAAGACAUCGCUUCCUCCAUUUGCGAGCUGAUGAACAGACCCCCGUGGCAUUUAAAAGUGGACGUGAAGAACGUCCUGGCGUCAAUUAGUGGCGCAAAGCACAACGGUCCAGGAAGUGCUAGGGCAGUGGAAGGGAGUAAGGCAGACGAGGCGGGGCCAGAGCAGGGUGACAAUGUUUUAGACGCACAAAACGGCGGUGACCAUGCUAGAAGCAAUGGCGAACACCUCGAGAAUGCAGAAACAAACGACGUCCCCCUGGACCGAGAUCAGGUGGUCGCCCUGGAAACGAUCUGCAACAACGCGGUGACUGUCCUCAGUGGGAAAGGCGGCUGCGGGAAGACCACGAUUGUUAGCCAUCUUUUUAAGCACGUGGAGCAGCUGGAAGAAAGGGAAGUGCAGCUAGCCUGUGAAGAUUUUGAACAAGACCAGGAGGCCUCAGAAGAAUGGCUCACCUUUCCUAAGCAGAAUCCAGCCGGGGUGGACAAGGCGAUAGAAGUUUUGCUCACCGCACCUACCGGGAAGGCAGCAGGCUUACUGAGGCAGAAGACCCAUCUUCCAGCUUACACGCUGUGUCAGGUUAAUUAUAGCUUCUAUAUGUGGAAGAAAAAUGAGGUAGAAAAACCGUGGAAAUUCUCUACAGUUCGAGUUCUGGUUGUGGAUGAAGGGAGUUUGGUGUCUGUAGGGAUCUUCAAGUCAGUUUUAAAGUUACUGUGCGAACACUCCAAACUGUCUAAGCUUGUCAUUCUUGGUGAUAUUAGACAGUUGCCCAGUAUUGAACCGGGUAACAUGCUGCAGGAUGUUUUUGAGACUCUUAAGUCGAGACAGUGUGCCAUCGAACUAAAGACGAACCACAGGACAGAGUCUCAGCUGAUUGUGGACAAUGCUGGAAGAAUCUCCAGACGUCAGUUUCCAGAAUUUGAUGCAGAGCUAAACAUCUCUGAUAACCCUACGUUACCCCUCUCCAUUCAAGAUAAGACAUUUAUUUUUGUGAGGCUCCCUGAAGAGGACGGUAAUUCUCAGUCGUCUAAAGGUGACCACCGAUCUAAUUUAUAUUCUGCAGUUAAAACUUUGCUUCAAGGAAAGGACUUCUGCAGUUUGGAAAGUGCAAAAACAUCGCAAUUUAUUGCAUUUCGAAGGCAAGACUGUGACCUCAUUAAUGACUGCUGCUGCAAACACUACACAAACCACCUCAUCAAAGACCACAAGAAGAAACCCAUCUUUGCCGUCGGUGAUAAGAUCUGCUGUACCCGGAACGCGUACCUUGCAGAUUUACUCCCUGACAAUGACCAGGAAACCACAGGGAAAGGCUUUGGCGAUGCCCCUGAUGAUGAUGCUAAAAUCAAACAGGAUUUUGAAAGUAGCAUUCGGCUGUGCAACGGGGAAAUAUUCUUCAUAACACAGGAUGUAACCGACGUUACUUCCGGAAGAAAAAGGCUUGUGACCAUCAAUAAUGAGGCUGGUUUGGAAGUGACUGUGGACUUCAGCAAACUAAUGGCCAACUGCCAGAUAAAGCACGCCUGGGCGAGGACCAUUCAUACUUUCCAGGGGUCUGAGGAGAACACAGUUGUCUACGUGGUGGGGAAGGCAGGCCGCCAGCACUGGCAGCAUGUUUACACUGCGGUGACCCGGGGCCGCUGCAGGGUGUACAUCAUCGCGGAAGAGUCUGAACUCAGGAGCGCCAUCCGGAAGCGCAGCUUUCCCAGGCAGACCCGUUUGAAACACUUCUUGAAGAAGCAACUCUCCAGCAGCGGCGGCGCACCUUCAACAGGUCUCCCAUCCCAGCCUUCAAGCCCCAGCGUUGGAAGAAGACCUAGCACGCAGCCUCCAGCUUCACCCCUCUGCAGAACCCCAGACAACAAAGUCACCGCAGACAGCACCAGGGACGAGGCGUCUUCAGCCACAAAGGAGAGGUUCGCCUUUGACGAAGGCUGGAUGUCAACCUCUUUUAGCGACGACAUGGAUACAGAUGAUGAGUCGGGGCAGCUCAGAGGGUCCAAAAGAACCGGUGUUGGCUUCCCAUGUGAUGAAGAGAGCCCCAGCAAAUUCCGUAUGGUUGAAAAACCAUCUCCACAGGUAUCUUCUAUAUUUCAGAAUCUGAGGUUGAAUAACCUAACUCCCAGACAACUUUUUAAACCCACUGACAAUCAAGAAACAGGUAAGUCAGGUGUGGCGGAUCCCAGCAGUGAUCCCAGCAUUCAGGAGACUGAGUCGUGAGGAUCCCAAGCUCAUGGCCAGCCUGGGCAACAUCACAAGACCCGGUUCAGACCACCACCACCACCACCAGAAACCUCACAACAGAAAAAAAGUUUACUUCAUAUUGCUCAAGAAAUUAUUAUUGCUUUUCCUUUCAAGACAAAAUGAAUUAUUCAGCUUCUAAGUUUCAAACUUUGAGAAGACGGCUGUCACUGAGCAUUAUAAUUUUGGGCAUUUGUAUUUUGGGCACAUGGCCCUUACUUUUAAAUCUGAGUUUUAAAAAUCAGGUAUUUUUAAAUUCACCCAGUCCAAGCAAACUGUGAUGAUUUCAGCCUUUGUCCUCAUGAGAUCAGUUGGCAAGUGCACGGUUAGGGGGAAAGAUUUUUUUUUCCCAUUUUAGGGGCUACUGGACAUUUUGUUAUGAUACCAUGUGGUCAUUGCAGAUCCUCUUUGCCAGGACACUGAAACCAGCAAAGGUGGACUGAUUGUACCUGUUGAUAGUAACACAUUCAAAGAUGCUGUGGCCACCACGCCAUCUCCGUGCCUGGGACUCUAUGUACUUGGUGCUCAGAUAUGCCUUUCUGAGUUGGGAGUAAGUUUUGCACGUAUCCCAUUGAAGGGAGACUCUCCUAAAGCAGAUUGGUUUUUAAAUAUUUAUUGCCAUGUGGUACUGUGGCUUGAACGUGUCUCCCCAUACCUGUGUGGGUUUUAUUGAGGAAGUGGAUGCCUGGUAAAUGUAGCUUUGUGCCAUCUUGACUUCUCUUGGCUGUUUCGUUGCUGGUGGGGGCGUGCUCACUAGGUGUGGACACCUGGCCCUAGGUGCACCUUUUCUUUCUGUUCCUCUUAGUACAGUUCUCAGAUAGUAGGUUGCUUAUAAAUCACCCCUCUCCAACAGCUCAGGUCAAGGAAGCUUCUAGCGGGUGUAUGCACAGGACUGUUUUUAUAUACUGUUGUUUACCUCUUGGACUGCCAGAACAGUACAGAGACACGUCUUCCCCCUUCUUUUUGUGCUGGGACUGAAGCCAAGGACUCAUACCUUCUAAGAAAGCACUUUACUGCUUAAUUUCAUUCCUGGUCCUAAGCAUAACUUUUAUAUGUAUCAGGAAGUAAACAAACAAACCAAUCGUGUGGCUAAGCUGAUUGUAACACUUUUUUUAUUGCUGUGCCUGAGACUGAUCUGUAGCAUUUCUGAGCCAUGCCUUUGUGAGAAAUAAAUUCACUGUUCUUUUACUAAA